Messenger RNA from Poecile atricapillus (Black-capped chickadee), 9708 nucleotides. It is a transcript of the gene USP45, whose product is annotated as ubiquitin specific peptidase 45. The transcript has 18 exons. Gene Ontology annotation, biological process: protein deubiquitination. Gene Ontology annotation, molecular function: cysteine-type deubiquitinase activity; zinc ion binding. Bases 2041 to 4494 code for a protein of 817 amino acids. Lineage: Eukaryota; Metazoa; Chordata; Aves; Passeriformes; Paridae. The record is from RefSeq and is a predicted model, not a curated record.
AACCGCUGAGACGCCUGAAAGUACCAAAGGCUGGGAGAUGAAAGAGAUGAAGAAUUUUGAUGCAAAAUCCAAUUUAAACAUCUAAACCUCUGAAUGUUAUGCCAAGGAGAAAAGGUGAUUUUAGCACUGGCUUGCACCACUUUCACCACUGUUACUGUCCCAUUACAGCCACAGGAGAUGUGGUCCAGGCACAUCUCCUUUCUGGUGACCAAUGAGCAGAUGCAAGGGAAUGGUAUGAAGCUGCAUCACAGGAGGUCUAGCUUAGAUAUUAGGAAAAACUUCACCCAGAGGGUGUUCAGGAACAGCCUCCUCAAGAAAGUGGUCAUGGCCCCAGGCCCACCAGACUUCAAGAGGUGUUUGGAAAAUACUCUGAGGCACAUGGUGUAUAAUUCUUGUGGCUGUACUGUGCACAGUCAGGAGCUGGACUUGAACUUUGUAUGUCCCUUCCAGCUGACAAUAUUCUAUGAUUUGAUGAUCCCUGUUUUCAGUUUUGGACAUUUUCGUUUUAGUUUUGAAAGCUGUCAGUCUUCCAGCCACAAGGACUAAUGGCCAAGACAUACGUGAGUGGAGAAAUGAGGAUUCUCCUGUUCCACACAUUUUAGAUCAGUACUCCGUAUUUACUGCAUAACAUUUGUAGAUAUGUUACGUACCAGCAAUCCUAGUUGUUAAAAGCAGGCAUGCUGGAUCUUUUCAUAAAAGAUGCAUUUUAAGGAGUAGGUUGUUGAAUCUUUACUAAUGAGAGUUUUUCUUCUCAAAACGAGAACACAGUAUUUCUUGGUACUGUAAAGUGUGACAAAUUGAACUUGGCACAUAUAACUGGUUCACUAGCUGCCCUUCUGCCAGGCUCUCCAUAUGGCCUCCUUGACAGGCAUUUGCAAAUUGUCCGUCUGAAGCAGUAUAUUAUAUAUGAAUUGAGGUUUAAUGCAUUUCCCACAAGGUAAGGAUAGAAUGCACAACUUCUAGAAAUGAUCUUUGCAGUAUAAUUUACUGUAUAUUUUAUCUGUAGUAAUAUAAUGACCACACUUAAAUCUCCACUUAUUGCAUGUAUCACCAUAAGGACCAUAAAGCAUUGAACAUGAAGCACCAGAACACUUGUCAUAUGAAAUGUAUAUUCACAGGAAGAAACAUUUUUAUGGUUUUGAUUUGACCCUGGGCCAUACUGUGUACAAAAAGAGAGAACACACUAGCUUGUUUGCUGAAAUAGGAAGCAUUCACUGGCUAUCUCGUGAAAGACUGAGAGAAUUUGAGGUCAGAACAGAUCAAGCUUAGCAAACUCCCACAGCUUGGUGAAAAGGUGGGAAGCGGCACAUACAAUUCGCCUUUUGUCUUAAUGGGUGCACUCAGUCAACUCCUCCUCAGCAGCUUCCUUCAUUUCACCUCUUGGGACUCUCUUCAUUUCAGCUCUUCUUGACUUUCCAGUUCGGUACAACCUCCCACACUCAAACCCAGUGGCACCCAACGCAGUUCCCGGUAGCUCCUCCCUCGAGUGCUGGACACCCUUUACUCUGUGGGGAUAUGCACAUUUGACGCUGUUUUCCUUCCAGUGCUCCCCACGGUGGCUGCCUCGAAAAUCCACGCAGGGCCCAUACCCUGCUGCACAAUCUCUGGGUACGACUGUCCACAGCGCUGGCAAACCUCUUCUUAUCGCACUGCCCACGGGCACAUACCCAGCGCAGCAUCUCCAGCUCUUUCAGCAAAAUUCAGAAGUGAAGGUCACCCCACCAUUUGUCCUGAGUUUCCAGGGUACCUCGCAGCCAGACCUGUCGCUACCUGUUGCCUCUCAUUGGGCUCCGGAGCGCUCCCGGCCGGCCCCGCUUCCCCACCGCUCUUCCCACCCGGGAGACGCGUUGUGCCCUGGAGCCAGCAACAACCCUACUGCCGCUCGUGUGGCUCCCCCGGGCUCCGCACGGAGCUGCCCGGGCUGGGGCUGGGGCGGGGAGCGGCGCGGCGAGGCCGUGGGCGGAGCGGAGCGGAGCUUCCUCCGCCGCUUCCUGCCGCCGCCGCGCCCGCCCGCCGCCGCCCGCCGCUCCUAAGCAACAGAUGCGGGUGAAAGAUCCAUCAAGAACCAACCCUGAGAAGCCAAAGAGAAGCAAAAGGCCUAACAGGCCACAGGAUGAGGACUCUUCAGAUGAUAUUUCAGGGUUAACCUGCCAGCACGUGAGCCAAGCAGUGGACGUGCACCAUGUGAAGAGAGCGGUGGCUCAGAGCGUGUGGUCAAUCUGUGCAGAAUGCCUGAAGGAGAGGCGGAUGAGCGAUGGUGAGCCUGUGACGCCUUCAGACAUCUGGCUGUGUCUCAAAUGUGGCUCUCAGGGAUGUAGUAAGAAUUCGGAAGGCCAGCAUUCUCUGAAACACUUCCAAACUGCACGCACAGAACCUCAUUGCAUCGUUAUCAACCUCAGCACAUGGAUCAUAUGGUGUUAUGAAUGUGAUGAAGAGCUGUCAACGCAUUGCAACAAAAAGGUUCUGGCUCAGAUAGUUGAUUUCCUUCAAAAACAUGGUGCCAGGGCUGAACCAAGUUCAUCAAAAAUCAUACGUCUUCGUGAAGAAAACAGUGAAACAAGUGAUAUACUGAAAGGAAAAAGCUCUGGUAAUGGUGCAUCAGUUCCAGUUAAAGGAAUAAAUAAUUUAGGAAAUACCUGCUUUUUUAAUGCUGUCAUGCAGAACUUGGCACAGACUCACGUACUAAAUGAACUGAUGUAUGAGAUAAAGGAGAAAGGAACAAAGUUAAAAAUCUGUCAUACUUCAGAUUCUCAAUUGGAUCCUUUGGUGGUAAACCUGUCCAGCCCAGGACCUCUGACUUCAGCAAUGUUCUUGUUCCUUCACAGCAUGAGGGAGGCUGGAAAAGGUCCUCUGUCUCCAAAAGUGCUGUUCAGCCAGCUUUGUCAAAAGGCUCCUCGAUUUAAGGGGUUCCAGCAGCAGGACAGCCAGGAGCUUCUUCACUAUCUGUUGGAUGCAAUCAGGAUUGAGGAGACAAAACGUAUACAAACUGGUAUCUUAAAAGCAUUCAAUAACCCAACUACCAAGACAGCAGAUGAAGAAACAAGAAGGAAAGUCAAAGCAUAUGGAAGAGAGGGUGUGAAGAUGAACUUCAUAGAUAGGAUCUUUGUUGGUGAAUUGACUAGCACUGUCAUGUGUGAGGAAUGUGAAAAUAUUUCAACAGUAAAAGAACCUUUCAUUGAUCUUUCACUUCCUAUAAUAGAGGAGAGGGUUGCAAAACCUGUGCCUUUGGGAAGAACAGGUAAAAGUAAAAGUGUACAGGAGGCAGAUCUUGGUCAGUAUAAUUGUUCUUCUAUCGGUACACUGAAUAAUCAACCCAAAAUUGUCAAGAAACACACUUUAACAAAAGAUAAGAAUCAGUUGAACCAUGAGAGACGGCUUGCCAGAAAAGCUUCCUCAAAGGAAGAAGAAAGAAGUCCUGUUAUCAUGCAGGAAAAAGCCAGAAAGCUUGAGCUGGAAGGUAGCUCUGGUGUGCUGUACUCCAAAGACCCCUCUGCAGAGGCAGCUGUCAAUGGAAGCCAGACGGAGGGCAGUGAGAAGGAAGCCAGCCGCUCCGAAAGCAGCUUUGAUGCAGACAGUGAAGCCUCAGAAAGUGAAAGUGCUUCUAAGCAAACAGCUUUGAGCCCACCUAGCAGUGUGUCUGGUGCUCAUGUCAACCAUUUAAACCCUAAAGCGCCGCACAACAAGCCGAGCGACAGCAAUGAAGAGAUGAUUUCCAGUGCCAUAUCCAAGCUUAACUUCUGUGAUCCUGUAAACGAAGAUAAAAAAUCAAGCUGUGGAGAUCCAGCAUUAGGUUUAUCAAAUAAUUCCAUGUUCUCAGUAGGCAAACCCUCACUAUCCCAAAACCCUCAAAAUGCUUUCCAGACACUUUCCCAAAGCUACAUAACUAGCUCAAAGGAAUGUUCUGUUCAGUCCUGCCUGUACCAGUUCACCUCUGUAGAGCUCUUAAUGGGGAACAACAAGCUUUUAUGUGAGAGCUGCACAGAAAGGAAACAGAAAUAUCAGAAGAAAACCAACUCCACAGAAAAGAAAAUGGAAGGUGUCUACACAAAUGCUCGGAAACAGCUCCUGAUUUCUUCAGUUCCUGCUAUUCUUAUUCUUCACCUGAAAAGAUUCCACCAGGCUGGUUUGAGUCUACGGAAAGUAAAUAGGCAUGUGGAUUUCCCAUUGAUUUUAGACUUAGCACCAUUUUGUGCUGCAUCUUGCAAGAAUGUUAUGGAUGGUGCAAGAGUGCUGUAUAGUCUUUAUGGCAUAGUGGAGCACAGUGGCUCAAUGAGAGGUGGUCAUUAUGCGGCGUAUGUGAAAGUCAGGACAUCCUCCAAGAAGUUGCUAGAGCAUAUUUCUACCACUAAAACUGUUCUGGGUUUAAAAGAAGCCAUGGGAGCAUCAGGAGGACAAUGGGUGUACGUUAGUGAUGCCCAUGUUCAGAUGGUUCCAGAAUCAAGAGUACUAAAUGCACAAGCAUAUCUACUUUUUUAUGAAAGAUUAUUACUAUAAUUCUUAACAGUUUAAUUUCAAAGAUGAUAGUGUUAAUUAGUUUACCUUAUUUAAAGCUGCAGUGAUAAGAGUACCUGUAAAUAUUGUGCCUUUAUCUUGUAGAGAAUUUAUCAUAUUUUGACUCUCAAGUUCAGUUAAGCUAUUAUAAAUAUCUGAAUGAUUCUCUUAAAGUAUGCACUUUGCCAAACAUGUAAAAUUCCUGUGUUCAUUAAAACGCAGUACCGUUAGAAUGUAAGAUGAUGUCCUAUCCUACUGAGGUCUAGGGAAAGUUUGUUUUUGAUUAUAAUAAAGAUAAGCUUUUGCCCAUAGUUCUAGAACAGUUGAGAAUAGAAAUACUGAUAGCGCUAAGUGCCUGGAUUUGCUGGUGUACAGUAACAAUACAAGGUGUUCAACUUCUUUUGAUCCAGUCCAGACCCUUCCCAUCACUGGGCUGGAUGUCAGCUGUUAAGAUUUCUGUAAACAAGAGCCUGUCAAAUAGUGUUGUUUCCGUGUCUAGUAAUUGGAAAGCAGAGUCCUUCCAGAAUGGAUUAACAACAGCUGUCUCUGGGUAAUGCUUCAGUGCACUUUCCUGAUAAGAGCUGGGAAUAGGUUGGGAAAACAUAGCUUCUAAAUAGUGACAGUGAAUCCUCAGAUACCCAAUACCCUUUCAGUUGUCCCCAACCAGCACUGGUAUAGCAAUGUACUCCUGUUUCAAUAUAAAUAUGUACUUGGUGUGCAUCAAGUAUAUCUCUGAGAUAUAUACACACACCAUAAAUCCAUCAAUAGUUAUUGUCAUUUUACCUUCUAGGAAAGAGAAUUGCAAAUAAUUUCUGUAUUUAGUAAUUUUUCAACUUCACAAUUAUGACAAUGUACAGCAUAUAAGCUUGUAUAUGUACAGAAUUUAAGCGUAAUUCAGUAAAUUCUGUUACUUUUUGUUCCAAAUAUGAACUUGUUUAUCUGUUCCUGAAUACUUUUCUCACAGGAGUAAUAAACUAUAAAUUAUUUUUGCACUGUGUGUGUGAGAUGGACAGUAAAUUAUGACUUUUGCCCUCUGAUAAAUGUCUGGACUUCCUUUUGUCAGCAGUGGGGGACAGCAGGUGUCCUAAUGGCAGACCUGGUUUCUGUAGACUGUUUGACUGCCCUGUUUUGAGGUGUUACUUCCUUUGGUAAUUUCUCAUUUCCAUCCCACAGAGUAAUAGAUACAUUCUAAGGUCAAGACUUCAUGACUACGUGAAGUUAAGUGGUAAUUAAUUUCUUUAAUAAGCAGUUGCUUAAAUACAAAUUACUUCUGUAACAGUUCCAUCCUGUAUGACUUCCUCUUUGGUAGAGAAAAAAAUGUUAAUAUAUGCUUACUGUUUUAAUUUAUGUUAAUGUUUUUUUUAAAUGAAAAAACAUGCUGUCCCUAUUACUGUCUGUACCACAUGUUGUCAUACCUACCUGCCUGACUCUCCUAUUCUCUACAUCUGUUUCGGAGCUUCAUCCCACUUGCAUUCCCUCUUUUGCAUAAGAAAAUGGCACAAUCUGCUAGAAUUGCACUUGCUCAAACUGCUGAGGUGUAUCUCACAGCCACAUGACUUGCACGUUUGUCUGCAGGCACUAAGGAUUGUUAGGCCAUGCACCUGACAGUCAUAAUGGAGCGAGCCUCUGGUUGCACAGGAUUUUAUUUUCAAAAGGAAAACUUCUCUGUUUAGAUCAAAAUUAGGCUAUGUGUUUUGGCCAAAACCAUGCUUUUUUUCCUUCUACAAAGUAAAAUUGUCUCAGUCUACCCAAAAGUAGUAAAACACAGGGAAACCAAGCAGCCAGCUCUAGCCAUCUGUAUUCCAGCUAACAACAUCUUAAGCUAAGUCUACACUAAGUUAGAAAGAUAAUGUUUAGAUGAGAGUUGGUUAAAACACCUUAAUUCUCUUUUAGCCUCUUAUCUUCCCAUACCAAUCAUCCACCUACAUACACCUUUCUCCUCUGUGUGUAACUGUUCAAAACUCAGAAUUAGUACCAGGCAACAGUUGUAGCAAAUAGCAACUAAGUGUCACUUAUGUGAUACAAUCUUGCCAGGAGGAUACAUGGAGUGAAUCCUCCACCCUAAAGCAGGCAGAGUGAAUAGCUGACACCUGAAGUUCCUCCUUUUGCUGACUUCUGUAAAACUACUGAAUUUUAAGUACCUGUAUUAAUCUGAUUUUUAGCCUAGAACUACUUGCCUAGACUGCACAACUAGGAGAGAAACAGAACAAGGUUCUUAACCUGUUACUUCUUAGUUGUAAUGCUAUUUUCAGGAAAUUUGUGAGGCUGUCUUUGCUUCUUUUUAACUGUUUUUGCAAACUGUUUGCUGAAAUUUUCCCAAGUGGACAUAACUACCUAGGAUGCCACAGAAGAUGCUGGCAGGAUUAUUUUCUCAUUAACAGCCAGGGAACAUUUACUUGUAUUUACAAGUAUUUUAUAGAACAUGGAGAGAAAGUGCCAUGAAAAAUAGCCAACACCUUUAUUCAAGAUAGCCAUCACUGUUGCUUCUAGAUGAGGCGUUCUGAGUUGAAAUAAAAAGCUGUGUUGGCAGGAACUCUGUAAGCCUUGAGUCAGGAACUGGUAUGAAAAUAUGAUAGAAAGAAGCAGUUUCUAAAAAUAAAGGCAAUAGGUGAAGUUAUGCCUUCAAAAUGAAAAAAACUAUGACCAAUGCAAGAUGUUACACACAAUUUUAGAUGCAAGUCACAAUGUCCUUUACACAGACAUAAUUUUUUUUGCGUGAAGUUUGGCUCUAAAGAAACUACAGACGUGUAUACUGAAGACUUCUUGUAAUACUUUAUCAGAAAUUGGAAAAGAAGCUCAGAGCAUUCUGAGAAUACCAGAGUAUACAUCCUAUAUGUGCUAGAAUGUUAAAUAUGAUUCUAGAGUCAAGGAACUGGCAGUUUCCUGCAACUGCCAGAUGUGUGCACACUAUUGUAAAGCUGUAUAUUUUCAGAAUUUAAGUGAAGGGCUUGAAAGUUUAAGACUCUCCUUAAAAUGUCUUAUAUUACCAACCAAAAAUCUCUUUAGGCCUACAGCAUGUACUCUUUACAGAGCUUCACCACAAUUUUGUGGUCCCCCAUCCUGAAAAAGUGCAGUAGCCUGGGUCUUCAUGUGGCAUAGCUUCAAAAUGGCUUUCUCUUCAUCCCACCCUUCUCACACAGGCACCACUGUUUUCUUCAUCAGCCCCAUUUGUUCUUUAUGUUUUUGGGGUCUCCAUAAGCCUCUGUGUCAAUGUCUUUGCUUUCAUUGAUCCUUAAGCAUAAUAUAGUGGUUCCCAAUCUCAUCACUUAUUCUGUGAACGUGCAAAGCUCUUGCAGGAAAAGCUACUGUAGCUGUAGUCUGGUCUGUCUCCAGUACCACACUGGCUCUGCCUACAGGCUGCAAUACCCCUGAGAAAAGCUGUGACUCCUGAACAGCUCUCUGCUGACCAGUCACAAGACAAUGCCUGUAAAACAAAGGAUUCAAAUUAGAUAGUUCCUCACUCAUCAGCAAGUAAACCUCACCUAUGGGAAGUACCUGAUUUACAUAUAUGGACAACUGGAACUCCAUACAAGUUUUCCCAGAACAGAGACAUCAACAAAGAUGACUGUAUCACCUAAGAGUUAGUACAGAUUAUAAAAAAGACCUUUGUUAUCUUUGGGUUUAUAUAUCAUUUACACCAAAAGUGGCAAAAAAUGAUGGAGAGAUUUAUUAUAACAACCUAUCUACAAUAUGUGUACAGACAUCAUGUUUGCAUUAGUCUGUUCUCCUAAGAGAUGGCUACAAAUAGAGGUGAAGGAAAAACAAACCCUGAACUUUGCUGCCCAGAGUGUAUACACUGUAAUUGCCUUUGUUUAGAAAAUUAAAUCUAUGCAGUCUGCCAAACCUUCCUUCCUUUCCCAUCUGCACCCUCUGUGUGUAUCAAUGAAGUGCUCUUGCCUAUGGAUUUCAAGUGGUAGCAGGUGAGAGUGGUUUAUAAAUUCAUUAAAAGGCUGAAAUGUCUUAACUUCACCAUUUGCUUCUCUGUACACUUCUUUUUUAUACUAACAUAAACUGAAUCAUAAAGGGGCAUGAAAUGAACACAUCUACAUUCUCAACCUGUUAUAAAAAUCUUAUUUGAACAUAUUGGUAACAAACUAAGAAAGGAGUAAUUUAUUUAGUAGAAACUCUGAGAUGUAUUAAAAAGGAAACAAAUUAGAUGGGAACAAAGAAAGCAUUUAAAUACAAUUCUUCUGUUAACAAAAAUUUGCAAAUUCAAUUUUCAUUAGAAAAUAGUAGCACACCUCAGAAAGCAGCUUUACAGCAGCCCUGAUUAAACAAAGAUUUGAUAUUCCUUAGUUUUCAAUAUCUGGACUCUGUUUUGCUAUACCCUGUACACAUUUAUGCAUUUGUACAAAGAUUUAUAUAUCUAUGUGAAAGAAAUACCACUAUUCUUUGGUAGAACCAUUUUUAAUUUAUUAUUAACCAUUUAAUUAUUUUAGAACCAAUUAUUGUUGCUUCUAUGUCUGUUUACCAUGUCUUAGGCUGUUAUUUUGCCAGCUGUUCUAGCUGUUGUCCUUCUCCUAUUGGUGUAUAAACAAAACGCAGAAGUGGUGGAAAAGUGAUUAUUCAAAAUGAUUCAUAAUCUAUUUUUUUUUUGUAAAUUAGAUUAUGAAAUAUAUUUUCAGAUGGAUGUCUGUUCAUCCAAGUCAAAACACUUCUUUGCACAUUACAUAAGAAAUCUAAGUGAAUUUAUAUGUUACAAUAAUUGCAAUGCAUUGCAACCACUUCAAAACUAGUUAGUGCAAAUUCCACUUAAAAAAUUUAUAAAUACUUCUAUCUUCAUUGAUAGUAGAGAAAACUAACUUUUAAGUGUCUAGAGUGUUUCUUACAUCUAUUGCAGCUUCCAGUAUUUUUCUAGUACAAAAUAUAAAGGUGCAGUACUGCUUUUAAAAGAAAACAAGAGCAUUUAUUUUGAGUGGGAUUAUGACCUUUUAGCAAUUUCCUCAUUGCUUUGCUAGUUUAGGUUUUUUUUGCUUUUGAGCUGUGUAACCUGGGAAUUAUUUUAGUGUAUUCUGUAAUGAAACCACCAUGUCAACCAUUCCCUAUUUAGCCAUUCCACAAAGUUGAGUUCUGAUUCUUCUGUCAUUUGUACAUGGAGAUAAUCCCUGAUAUGGUCAUAUGUGCUUGCAUUUACACAAAAGACAAUCUAAGUAAUCAAAAAUCUUGUUGCUAAGUUCAAAAUACUUGUGAGCAAUAAAUCAAGCAUGUUAAAAGUUU